Molecule: messenger RNA, 1659 nt
Organism: Acanthosepion pharaonis
Lineage: Eukaryota; Metazoa; Mollusca; Cephalopoda; Sepiida; Sepiidae
Source: the annotation of a GenBank genome assembly
AUGAGGAAAAGCAUUAUCGGAUUCGUCAAUAAUCUAGAUUUAUUCCAGGAAUUAUCACUUAUUACAAAAAGUAAUACAAAAAAGUAUUACAAAAGGUUGGCUAUCUAUCUAUCUAUCUAUCUAUCUAUCUAUCUCUCUCUCUCUCGUAGGUUUGACCUCAAUACGCCCAUUUAUGACGCAUCUAUCUCAGUCUUGGCCGCUAUCAUAGACACUAGGCAGACCCCACAGUUCUAUCUAUUUAUUAGUAUCUAUAUGCGCAUUCGUCGGUCACAAUUUCAGCUGGCUAAUGACAUGCCACAAUCGAUGACCAUUUUUAACCCAUUCCUAAAUUCCAUCUAUCCCAACAGCGAAGACCAUUUUCACCCAUUCAUAAAUUCCAUCUACCCCAAAAGCGAUGACCAUUUGCACCCAUUCAUCAAUUCCAUCUACCCCAACAGCGAUGACCAUUUUCACCCAUUCAUAAAUUCGGUCUACCCCAACAGCGAUGACCAUUUUCACCCAUUCAUCAAUUCCGUCUACCCCAACAGCGAUGACCAUUUUCACCCAUUCAUAAAUUCCGUCUGCCCCAACAACGAUGACCAUUUUCACCCAUUCAUAAAUUCCAUCUACCCCAACAGCGAUGACCAUUUUCACCCAUUCAUAAAUUCCAUCUACCCCAACAGCGAUGACCAUUUUCACCCAUUUAUCAAUUCCAUCUACCCCAAAAGCGAAGACCAUUUUCACCCAUUCAUAAAUUCCGUCUGCCCCAACAGCGAAGACUAUAUUCACCCAUUCAUAAAUUCCAUCUGCCCCAACAGCGAUGACAAUUUUCACCCAUUCAUAAAUUCCAUCUACCCCAACAGCGAAGACCAUUUUCGCCCAUUCAUAAAUUCCAUCCACCCCAACAGCGAUGACCAUUUUCGCCCAUUCAUAAAUUCCAUCUGCCCCAACAGCGAUGACCAUUUUCACCCAUUCAUAAAUUCCAUCUACCACAACAGCGAUGACCAUUUUCACCCAUUCAUCAAUUCCAUCUACCCCAACAGCGAUGACCAUUUUCACCCAUUCAUAAAUUCGGUCUACCCCAACAGCGAUGACCAUUUUCACCCAUUCAUCAAUUCCGUCUACCCCAACAGCGAUGACCAUUUUCACCCAUUCAUAAAUUCCGUCUGCCCCAACAGCGAUGACCAUUUUCACUCAUUCAUAAAUUCCAUCUACCCCAACAGCGAUGACCAUUUUCACCCAUUCAUAAAUUCCAUCUACCCCAACAGCGAUGACCAUUUUCACCCAUUCAUCAAUUCCAUCUACCCCAAAAGCGAAGACCAUUUUCACCCUUUCAUAAAUUCCCUCUGCCCCAACAGCGAUGACCAUUUUCACCCAUUCAUCAAUUCCAUCUACCCCAACAGCGAUGACCAUUUUCACCCAUUCAUAAAUUCCAUCUACCCCAAGAGCGAUGACCAUUUUCACCCAUUCAUAAAUUCCAUUUACUCCAACAGCGAAGACCAUUUUCACCCAUUCAUAAAUUACAUCUACCCCAAGAGCGAUGACCAUUUUCGCCAAUCCAUACAUUCCAUCUGCCCCAACAGCGAUGACCAUUUUUCACCCUUUCAUAAAUUCCACCUAUCCCAACAGCGAAGUCUAUAUUCACCCAUACAUAAAUUCCAUCUGCCCCAACAGCGAUGA